This is a messenger RNA of Mya arenaria, 503 nucleotides long. RefSeq lists its product as uncharacterized. Lineage: Eukaryota; Metazoa; Mollusca; Bivalvia; Myida; Myidae. The record is from RefSeq and is a predicted model, not a curated record. The transcript has 4 exons. The coding region runs from base 27 to 503 and encodes 158 amino acids.
AUUUCACAGGCAUUCAAAUAUAUCAGAUGGAGGCUGGAGCGCCUGGUCAGAGUACGGCAACUGUAGCUCUAUGUGUGGCUCAGGUCACCACACCCGAGUGCGCACCUGCACUGACCGGCUUCCGCGGGCGGGGUCAUGCUUGUGUAGGCCCCUCCUUGGACAGGGCCCUGUGUGAUAAUGGACCGUGUCCAGAUAAUAUCCACAUCUGUGACAGCAAGCUGGUUCAGUACGCUAAACAGACACAACAGGCUAUCUUGCCUUUACAAAAACCACCUUGCAGUAAUAUGGAGUUCAUCAGUCAGCAGAUGAUGCUUGUUGACCUUUGCUCUGCUCCGAGUGACUACAGCAACUGGGUGCUAGGAGAGGAUGUAAAGUUAAAUUGUUCAAGUCUGCCCUUGUACAUUCCGAUCGCUUCAGUGAACCGCACCAGCCAUGCACGACACUAUGGCAUCCUUACAGACUACAAUGAAGGCAUUCUUAAGGUGAUCCAAAGGAGAAUUUAA